GUUGUCCUCUCGUCAGGACCCCGCCGUGCGAGACGGCCGGGCUUUCGAGAGUCGAACGUCUCGUAAACAAGCCGCGAAGUGGAAACCCGUCCUUGUAUUGCCUCAAGGUUUUUGCCGUUGUGCUGGCCAUGCAGCUGGAUCGCGUGGAGGCCUCGGCCUGCGGGCUGGGAGAGUACCCCGUAGGCGGCGAGUGCUGCCCGAUGUGUGCUGCUGGACUUCGGGUUUUCAAGCAUUGCACUGCAAAUUCCAGCACGACAUGCAUACCUUGUGUUGAGGAUACGUACACAGAUCAUCCCAAUGGUUUAGAACACUGCAGGAAAUGUAAACUGUGUGAUAAAGGAGCCAACCUAGUGCCAGAGGUAGCAUGUACCUAUACGAAGAAUACCGUGUGUGGCUGUCUGCCUGGGUAUUUCUGCAGUUAUUUGGGGACUGAAGACUGUGAACUUUGUCAGCGCUACACUGUCUGCUUUCCUGGCAGUAUGGUAAAAGAAAGGGGCACAAAGACCACUGACAAUGUGUGUGAAGCCUGUCCUCCUGGAACCUCCUCAACAGCCAACAUGUCUUACAGUUGUACACCAUGGCCCACAGUUAAGGAGAAUGGCCGGGUACAAGGAGACGACAGGAACACUUCCUUAGAUCCCUCUGUUACAGCAGUUGUUGGUUCUGUUGUUGGAAUCGUGCUAGUUGUUGCAGCUGCCCUUACAUAUAUCUGGCAAAGGAGGAAAAGGAAAAAUUACGUGCCACCGGUGCAGGAAUCAGGGACUGGACAGCAGGGUCAGGCUUUGAUAUUAAUCAUGGAGAGUGGGAAUCAAACAACUGUUCCUGUGCAGGAAACCACUGCCGACCCUGAAGAAACCGAGCCUGAAUAGCCAUUUUUGUUUGAACUAUUGUAGCCAAUGAAGUUGGCUUUAAAAAAAACCCAGAAAACCAACCACAACCGCCCCUCCCCCGAAACCCAAAACACAUCGACAAAAAAAUCUCAACCUUUCUUCCACAUAUUCAUGGAGAAAAAAGACAGCUUGAAAAUGAAAAGGAGGAUCUGCAAAGGAGCUCAGGAAAUAGCCAAGUGGCAUCUUCUGAGGCAUCAAAGUUUGAAAUAGCUGAAUGAUCGAGGUAUUGGUCAGUAUCGUCAGAGGUUGUAAAGCUCUUUCCUUGCUUUAUGGAGCAGCGGCCUGUGUGGUACGCCUGGAAUUUCUUUCUUAACUUACUUACCAACUUGGACAGUUAUCACUUGAUAUGCAUGUCAUUAUUCCAAGAUAAGUUUGUUGGUGGAAAAAAAUUGCUCUUUUUCAUGUUAAAGAUUCCACAUAAGUAAUAUAUAACACGUUUUCCAAAUGCAUUUUGUACAAGUUUUUCCUUUUUGGAAAUGAAGAAAAUACUGAUGGGAAAAGGAAUCUUGCACAGCAAGAAACAUUUAGCUUUUAGUAAUGUUGUGAAUGACAUAUACACAACUACUCUCUUUUGCUAGUCACAUCUGCUCUAAUCUGCAGUCAUGUGUUACAACAAAGAAAGCUAAGGUCCUACGUGAACAUUAUGUCUAGAAAUAAAGUUCUUACUAACGAAACCACAUUCUCUCUGUAAAAGAACUUUCCUGUUACCUGAAGAAGGGAAAACACCAAGUUGCUUGGCUGUUGGCAUUAUCUUGAAGAAAAGCAUUAUUCUUAAAGAGCAUCAUGGUGACCAUAGAUUUCUGAAGAAGGAUUUGGUGAGGAUGGUAAUGCUUAAUUUAUCAGCUGAGCCUCAGGUGAAGAAUUGUAUAUAAAAUGAGAUGGGGAAGAAGAUGGAGAGAGGCAUGGAGGAGGCACACGAUGAGUGCAGUGGGACACCUGGGAGGAGGCUCUGGGGCUGAUGGAAUGAACAGAUACUGAGAUGUACUGUGAAAGCAUCAGGGUGAAAGCAUCAGAAGCCUGUUUUGCACAGGCUGCAGAAGGAACUGGUAGUGGAAACGGAGAGAGGCCGACAUGGCAGGUGUCUUUGCAUUUCUAUUUCGAAUGACUCUAAGGAAAAGCAGAGUAGAAGGGAGAAGGGAGAAGAGCUUGCAGUAGUUGACAGAGGUUGCCUGUGUUUUUGCUGCACUAAUGCAGUCCCUCUGAAUUCAUGUUCACCCAGGCCACGGAUCUAGAGACCAUGGCUCUUUGACCAAUGAACUUGCAUACCUCUUCCCCACAUGACUAUGAGGAAUAGAAGAAAAUGGGAAAUGGUUGUCUUUUUGCUUAGGGAAAAUGUGAUAGACAACUUCUUCAUAUUUUUUAUAAAACUCUGUUAGUUUGUUCAGCAGAAUUAGUUCUGUAUUUUUUUGCAAAAUAAGGUGACAUUGCAGAAACUCAACAUUAUGUUUUAGAAGAAUGGCUACAGGUAGCUGUACAAAAGUACAGCUCUAUUGUAAAAUCAAGCUGCAAGCGACGGAAAGUUAAAGCUUUUAGAGAAUGCUUUAAAAUUCCUUUUAAAAUUUUUGCUGUAUACAUGCAGAUCUGUCCAUGAAGAAAUAACCUUCUGUUCAAGUUCUAAAAAU
Molecule: messenger RNA, 2512 nt
Organism: Haliaeetus leucocephalus (bald eagle)
Lineage: Eukaryota; Metazoa; Chordata; Aves; Accipitriformes; Accipitridae
Gene: TNFRSF14
Product: tumor necrosis factor receptor superfamily, member 14
Exons: 7
Coding region: 129-869 (246 amino acids)
Biological process (GO): immune response; defense response to Gram-positive bacterium; defense response to Gram-negative bacterium
Cellular component (GO): membrane; external side of plasma membrane
Molecular function (GO): transmembrane signaling receptor activity; protein binding
Source: RefSeq, a predicted model, not a curated record